Molecule: messenger RNA, 612 nt
Organism: Diorhabda carinulata
Lineage: Eukaryota; Metazoa; Arthropoda; Insecta; Coleoptera; Chrysomelidae
Product: jerky protein homolog-like
Exons: 2
Coding region: 1-612 (203 amino acids)
Source: RefSeq, a predicted model, not a curated record
AUGUAUACUUGGUUUAUACAAAUUAGAAGUCAAGGACAACCAAUCAACGGACCGAUCAUUUGUGAAAAAGCACUACAGGUAAACCAAAUGAAUGGUGAUCCUAAUUUUAAAGCGACAACUGGCUGGUUUCAACGCUUUAAAUCCGGGCACGGGAUAAGGGAGCUAGACAUACAAGGUGAGAGACUGUCAGAUGGUAUAGUAUCUGCCGAAAAUUUAAAGAAGUCAUUUAAUGAAUUAUGCAAAGCUGGUUGUUUUGACAAUGCAAAACAGGUCAAAGCUACCAACAAUUCCUGCAUUACACCCUUGGUUUGUGCUAACUCUACUGGCGAUCAAGGCUCCCGCUGCUUAUUAUUGGGAAAGAUAAUGCACCAACUCAUCAAGUUCAAUGUGUUGUUUCUUCCACCAAAUGUGACACGCCGUCUAUAUGACGAUGAUCCUCAAGAACCACAAGACAGGGAUUAUCCGGAUGGAAUAAGAGAAAUUAUCAAAGAAGCACCAGGUUUUGAGGAGUGUGACAAUGCCAAUAUAAGCGAUUGGUUAAAUUGCGACGUCGACGAUCCUGAUUAUCAGAUUUUUUCUGAUGAAGAAAUUGUGCAGCAGAUAAAGAAUUAA